This is a messenger RNA of Rubroshorea leprosula, 1842 nucleotides long. NCBI's taxonomy places the organism in Eukaryota, Viridiplantae, Streptophyta, Magnoliopsida, Malvales, Dipterocarpaceae. The record is from the annotation of a GenBank genome assembly.
AACUUCUCAGUCUUCUUUUUGUAUGGCAGCUGAAGAAGCCGUUAAUGUUUUCUAUGAUUGCACAUAUGAAGGGAGUGUGGACAUUGACUCAGUUACAGAUCCUCUGAUGAGAGCUUCUAUUCUAGCACAGAUCAAUCAUUUUGGACAGACACCUAAGCAACUAUUCCUCAAACCCCAUGUAAAAAGGCGGCCUGACAGAAGGCUUCCUCUUCAUCCACUGAAGCAUCAAAACCUUCUUGUUCCACAUGAAAUACAUAAAAACUCAUCUACCAUAACGCAGAUUGUUACUUACCAUGAGAAGAUUCUCAUUGCUGGAUCAAACACUCUGCUCAAACCUAGAACAUAUACCAAAUAUGUAAAGUGGGGUUUUCCCAAUUGCUGCCUGAGAUUUAUGAACUAUGAUCAAGAUAGACUACUCUCAACCCACGAGAAUCUUCAUAGGGGACAUCAGAUUCAGUGUGCUGGCAUUAGUCAUGAUGGUAACACUUUGGUCACUGGUGCUGAUGAUGGUCUAGUGUCUGUUUGGAGAAUUAGCCAGGAUGCACUCUGUGCUGUAGGACACUUGCUGUUAGAAAAGGUGCUGUGUGCCCACACAGCCAAAGUCACGUGUCUUCAUGUCAGCCAACCCUAUAUGCUGAUUUUGAGUGGAUCAGAUGACUGCACUGUUAUUAUGUGGGAUCUAAGCACCUUAAGUUUUGAUAGGCAGCUUCCUGAGUUCCCUGCACCAGUUUCAGCAAUUUAUGUGAAUGACUUGACAGGGGAAAUUGUGACAGCUGCUGGAAUUCUGCUUGCAGUUUGGAGCAUCAAUGGGGACUGUCUAGCAGUAAUUAAUACAUCGCAAUUGCCAUCUGAUUCUAUACUUUCUGUGACAAGUAGUACAUUUUCUGAUUGGAUGGAUACCAACUGGUAUGCAACUGGUCACCAGAGUGGGGCUGUUAAAGUCUGGAAUGUGGUUCACUGCACCGAGCAAGAGGUUGCCACAAGCAAAUCUAAUAGCAAUGGAACUGGAGGCUUAGAUUUGGGAAGUUGGACCCUAGAGUAUGGGUUGAUGCUCCCCAAGGUACUGAAAUUUCACAAACACCCAGUUACUGCUCUUCACCUGAGCACUGACUUGAAGCAAUUGCUGAGUGGAGAUUCUGGUGGUCAUUUGCUAUCUUGGACGCUUCAAGAUGAGAACUUGAGAACUUCUUUUGAUCAUGGGAGAUAGCAGGAAAAUGAAAAUGUGAUUUUCAGCUCUGUGGCCAGCUAUUGAUUAUGUUAAAACCCUUGGUGGGUUUUUGUUUGAAGUCCUCAAUGGGGAGAUAAUGAUUCUUUGUUAAUGAUGCAUGAACAAAAACAAGACAAUAGGGCUGGCCGGGUAUUGCAACAGGAUAAUCGAGGAUAAACCAGAAAGGAGGAAGUGACAUUUCUUUACAACCUGAUAUAUCGCUGAAAUUGAGAAGAACGGAGGCCACAAGAGAUCUACAUUGCGAACGUGCACCAGUUCGAGCAAACCCAUUUUGAAGGUGAACUGGCAGGCCACAACGUUUGUUGAAUUCUCGGUAAGUAGUGGAGGAUGUUGCUUUUGAGACAUCGCUCCACUGGUUCCUUUUCUGUCAUUGUAAAUAGGUGGAAAUCGUUAACAGUGUCUAAUUAAGUUGUAUAGAAAUAUUUGUUGCGAUUGGUCUUUGCUAGUAUGGACCAAAGCGAUAGUUAAAUAGGUUUUGAGUGUAUUUUUCACGGCUGAAAUUCCUUUUGCAUAAUUCAGGUGGGCGUUACCUGCCUCUUGUAUUAUAAUUCUACUGUUUUUGGAAAUGUCAUUAAUGUUCUCUAGGUCUCUUGUACGAAAUACUUCGCUAAUCU